Lytechinus variegatus (green sea urchin) is the source of this 4215-nucleotide messenger RNA. RefSeq lists its product as uncharacterized. The transcript is spliced from 4 exons. Gene Ontology annotation, biological process: regulation of apoptotic process. Gene Ontology annotation, molecular function: death domain binding; protease binding. The record is from RefSeq and is a predicted model, not a curated record. The coding region runs from base 143 to 712 and encodes 189 amino acids. NCBI's taxonomy places the organism in Eukaryota, Metazoa, Echinodermata, Echinoidea, Temnopleuroida, Toxopneustidae.
ACAUCAAUAUUCUCUUUUCGGCUUUUCUCUCCUCAACUCAAGCUAAAACCUUUUAAACUGUCACCUGCUCACCUGUCAAGAAUUCAGAGUUCGGCUCUUCUACACGCUUUGUUGUACUUUACAAAUUCUGCCAAAGUCUGGGAUGGAUCCUGUUCACCGUAUGGUAUUGCAGAAGAACUGGACCUACCUUUUAGAUUCCUUGAAAAGUGAGGAUGUCAUCCCUUAUCUCAUUCAAGAAUUAGUCCUGGACAUUGACAUGGUGGAAGAAAUUGAAGCCGCAGAAACCAACAAGCAAAAGACGAGGCGACUCAUGACCAAACUGAUGCGGAGAGGGCCGACAGCCUACCAGGCUUUCAGGGAAUCGCUGCAGCAAUACGACGUGUAUGAUCACCUGGUACAAAGACUUGAUUCCACUCGGAUUGAUCCAGCCCUGCUUCCUGCACCUUCACCAAAGACAUCACAGUCAGAACAACCCGAUAUAGGGAUCACUCAAAUGGAAGAAGACACACCAAGCCAGCCUUCAACACUCUGUUCUCAGACAUUCCAGCCACAACCAGUACAACAGACACCGCAGCAGCUACCACAACCACCACAACAGCCACCACAACAAUCAUCAUUGCCAAUGACAACAGGAAACAGCAAUUUUAGGAUAGCAGGCAACAAUAACUUUGUCAUCAUGGGUAGCAAUAAUACCCAGGUGUACUACCAUUGACUGCUGGUUCAGUCGAUAUAUAAUAAUAUAGACCUGUAUUCUGAAUCCUUGUUUAGCUUUAUAGACCAUGGUCUAACUCUGUGCUAAAAUUAUGGGAAGCCAAAAAAAAUCCAUUGUAUUAUAUGAUUCUUAUCUUUGUACCAGAAUUGGCUUUCCAUAGUGAAACCACAUUUUUAGACCAGGGUUUAGAUUUAACCAAGCUUCAGAAUAAGAGUUUUAGCCCAUAGUAUUGGCCCAUGCGUAGAUUGGAUAUUAGUAUGAAUAUCAUGUUAUUUAAAUGAACUGCAUUAUUUUUUUAUAUCUUGAUAUUUUAUCACUAGUAGAUUUGUUGUAGAUUAUGCUUCUCAUUUUAGAAUUCUGGAGCAGUAUUUAUAGAGAUUCUAGGAAGUAGUCCAUUUUUCCAUACAGUGGUGCUAAACAGCUAGUAAACCUCACCAGAAAAUGCACUUCUUCGUGCCGAGUGUUGAACGUAGACAACAAUGCUACAGUGUCCGACAAGCCCAGAGGUACAUACUAUACUGAAUGUAAUAUUUUAUCACCUGAUUUUACAUUUAUAUAUCGAAAACAUGGCAGAAUUUGAACAAUUUUUAAAUAUAUGUUAAAUUUUCUGGUGGGGUUCUAUAACAUUUUAGCACCACUGUACAAGACGGCUACCACAACCACAGUCAUACCACCUCAGAAGUGGUAGGUGUAAGUGAGUCCAUUGAUUAUUGAAUAAUAACGUGUGUAAGUUAUGUCAGGUAGCCUGACAACAGUAAUGUUCCUUGUAUUUUACAUGCUUUGCUGAAUGUACUUGUAUGAUUUCAAAGUGUUUCUUUUUUCUUCCAUGGGUUUGUCUAGAUGCCGAAAUGGGACGAUCAUAUACCAAAAGGAAUGCUGAGGGAAUUCUUGUUGAAAGACAUUUUUUUUUUAGUUUGGACUUUUUUAGGGUGCCUAUAUAGUGUCAGAUGUUUGUAGGUGCUUUUGAUUGUGAUUGACUUCUUUAUUUAGGACAAGAUGAUUAUUGGGUUGUAAAAAAUAGUUUAUCCUAUGUCCCAUGAUUAGUUGAAACUAUGAACUGAGUACUAGAUGAUGUCACAAUCAAUUUCAUUUUUCUGAUUUCAGCUUAUUUUAUCAGCAUCUUUGCUUAGCUUGGUGAAAUAUAUUGACCACCUGAAUCUAUGGGAGCUCAAGAGAUGGCCUUCUGAAUACCUACUUAUCCCCAUUGAAAUCAGUGUAAGCUGGCCUGGUUCUAAAUAUUUAUGAAUCAGGAGUGGUGUUCCAAAAACGUUAUCUAUUGUUAUCCUUUAUCUUAUCUCACUGAGAUCUAGGAAGGCGCAAAAAUAAUUGCAAAUCGGUAUUCUGACAAUCUUCUUAAAUCGUUCAUAUCUCUGUAAGGACUGCCCCUUCCUGAGCUUCAACGUGCUCAUAUUUUAGAUAUUACCAAUCAAAAUACACUUUAUAAUGGCAGUUUAACCAAUAGAAGCUUUCCUUUUGUCAAGAAAAUAUGUGCAGUGUUUAUAUACUUGCAUAAUUACAUGUAUAAUUGCGCGAAAUUCAGAAUACCACAAAUACAUUAUGAUUUUAUGUUUAGCGCACAUUGGUAUUGUUAUGGGCAAGUUACAUAAAUUUACACGCUAGGCAUUUGAGAGAAAAGACAAGAAGAGAUAAGAACGUUUUCAGAAUACCAAUUUGAGAUUGUGACGUAGAUAGAUCUAUACAUAUUUGAAAUAAGAACGUUUUUAUAAUAUUGCUGCAGGACUUCUUACACUGAUUUCAAUCAGGGUCUAUUGGUUAUUCAUUUAGCCACCUUGAACCGAUUCACGACAAGUCUGGUGUGUUGAGAUUUUGCUCUACCUAAAUCUGAUUGUGAAAAUGCUGAAAAAGCACUAAGAGAAAAUGAUUACUUGGCAAUUUGACACUCAAUAGCAAAAGGGUUGUGUGGUCUAGUGGUAAGAGCAUUGGACUCGUGACUGAAAGGUCGGGAGUUUGAAUCCCAGCUCGGCCAUCAUCUCCACUUUUACCAAAAACGGGCAAGGAUAAUUUUGCUCUCCGUAAGGUCACCCACUAAGACUGAUUAAACUUAGACUUAAGAUGCUUCCUAUGUAAUUGGUUGCAUUCCAGCUUGAUGUUGAUGCGGCAGAAAGCUGUUUUGCCGAGUUCCUACGGGAGUUACUUCAACAGAAACAGAAUAUUUGAUAAGUCUUUCACAUAGUCAUCCUUACAUGUAAAGUAUUUCUGCUCGUGUCUGCACAACUUGAAAAGCAUUGGAUGUUCCUAGUCAAAUACUGAAUAUUUUACUGUCAAUCUGUGAAAUAUCAGCUCUUUUUUAAAUUGAAUUUUGUGAGGCAUUAUUAUUUCAGCAUCAUGAGAAACCUCAAACAAGGUAUGAUAUUGUGACAAAUGUUGUUUUCCAGGUUAUGUUUGAAUUCUACCUCGUCUCUGCUGCCAUUGUGUGUGCAAGAUUUUGCAAAACCCCUUGGUCUGUACUAUACAUGUAUGCCUCUAAACAUCCUAUUAUCAUAAUUUGUGGCAAAAUGCUAUUUAGGGAUCACAUCAGAAAGCUUUUCACCUGUCUCCAGUGGCCACUUAAUCUGAGGGGUGUUUCACAAAGAUUUAAGAAUGACUGAAGUGCUGUUGUGUAAAAGAUAUGCAAUUUUAUGAUGUGCGAUCUUAUUGAUUGAUACACAGUAGUGUGUGUCCUCAUGGCAAGAUCGGUUAAGCCUCUUAUACUGCACGCAACUAGGCAUUUAGGUGCGACUCUAAGUCAUACUUAAAUCUUUGUGAAACACUCCUGUAACUCUUUGUAAGACGGGGCCCGGGGUUCAUUAUUGUUCAAUUAUCCUUGAUUACACCUUGUAUCCAGCCCAAUGGCAAUUAACGAAGAUUAUUUUGCAACUUACAUGUAUGGAGGCUAUUAUAACUUGGACCUUUAAGUGACUACAACGCCCUCCCCUGUGUAUGAUUUUUGUUAAAAUAUUCAGGGUGUAUGUUAUUAUGUUGAUGAAUUUGUAAGCAUUUUAUGUUUCUCACUCAUUAAUUUUCCUCUUUUUAGAUGUUUUAACCACUGCCACUGUAUCUUUAUACUUUUUACCACUUUAUACUGAUGUUCUGUCCUUGUGCAAUCUUUUGACCAUGAUAUGAGAGAUACAUUGUAUAAUGUAUUUGUACUUUAAAAGGUUGAGUUAUGUCAAUCUAAUUCUAAUACAUUGUUGCCAAAUGUAAGCUCAUAUUCUGAGUAUGUUACAUGAAACAUAAUUUUAGGUGAUAUUUUUGUGAGUAAACUGCUGUAUGAGUAUGAGGUACUGUAUGAUUGACCAAUGAAUCCUCAAUGAUUGGAUCACAAUUUUGUUUUAAAAUGUAAGUACACGCAUUUGUGCUUGAGAAGUAAGAAUGCACUUUUUUUAUAGGCCUUGUUUGUAUGUGAACAAGAUCAAAAUGUAAAAUGAAGUAUUGAUGAUAUUUGAAUGUCAUUAUAUUUGCACACUUGUUCCUGAAAUGUGAAUAAACUUCAUUUUUAUGGA